CACAAUAGUAUUAUAAAUGGACGGGAUAGAACAAGCAAUAGUGCCCAGAGAAUCGACUCAUAAUGACUUGAAUGAAUUUGUGUCCGUUCAGAAUCCAAAAUCCCAGAUUCAGUCCCGUAUUUGGCAACUCUAUAAAGACAAUUACCAACCCGGUCUUCUUAAAAAGGUAUUGGCAGAGACGGUAGCAACAUUUAUGUUGGUGUUUGUGACAUGCGCGGCAGCAGCAAUCAGCAACAGUGACAACCGCAGAAUCUCGCAGUUGGGAGCAUCAAUCGCUGGAGGACUCAUAGUGACAGUCAUGAUCUACUCCGUCGGUCACAUCUCCGGUGCACACAUGAAUCCCGCUGUCACUAUCGGUUUCGCAACUUUUCUACGUUUUCCAUGGAAACAGGUACCGUUCUAUGCGUUAGCUCAAUUCACAGGAGCAAUUUGUGCCGCAUUAACACUUCGUGAACUGCUAGACCCAAUUGAGCGUAUUGGCACCACAACACCUUCUGGGACAGAUGUUAAAGCUUUAGCUAUGGAGAUUGUUGUCACUUUUAACAUGAUGUUUAUCACCUCUGCUGUAGCCACUGAUGCUAAAGCGGUAGGAGAGCUUGCAGGUUUGGCGGUCGGUUCAGCCGUGUGUAUAACAUCAAUCGUAGCUGGGCCAGUAUCAGGUGGAUCAAUGAAUCCAGCGAGAACACUGGGCCCGGCAAUUGCCAGUGCAGAGUACAAAGGUCUUUGGGUGUAUUUUGCGGGACCAGUCACCGGAACAUUGCUGGGCUCAUGGUUUUAUAAGAUCAUUCAGUUGAGUGAGCGCAAACCCAUCAUCAAUCCUUCAAUAUCACUUAAACUCCGUCGAUUGAUGACCAACAAUGUUCAGGUUGAUGACAACAAAGAGCCCGCCGUCAGUUCUGCAGUUUGAUAUUAUUAGUUAUAUACAAUAUUGCAAUAUUUUUGUGUCAUAUAUGCAUUAGUGUACUUUUUAUGGAACCUUAAUUUCUAGGUUUAGUGCUACUUGUUAUUUGUUAGUGAGAAUAAUCACG
Messenger RNA from Morus notabilis, 1028 nucleotides. Its product is annotated as aquaporin NIP2-1. The coding region runs from base 17 to 907 and encodes 296 amino acids. Gene Ontology annotation, molecular function: channel activity. The record is from RefSeq and is a predicted model, not a curated record. Gene Ontology annotation, cellular component: membrane. The transcript is spliced from 5 exons. Gene Ontology annotation, biological process: transmembrane transport. NCBI's taxonomy places the organism in Eukaryota, Viridiplantae, Streptophyta, Magnoliopsida, Rosales, Moraceae.